AUGGAACCCGAGAUGGGAGCUUGGUCUACCCUCGAGUAUGCCAUCAUCUCCCGCGAGUCUGCCGCGUCCGGUAGUGACUUCUACCUCACCUCUGUUCCAGCAUCACUUGUUUCGAACCUCCCAGAGGCGCUGAAGCCGUACGUGGGUGCGCCGCUGAAGGUGACGGAGGAGGAGGUUACCAAGGUGUCAAGCGGCGAGAGAGACAGGGUGUGUUUGUUGGAUCCGCGCGCGGAGAAGGAGUUGUCGCCGGGAGAUGCUGAGGUUUUUGAUUGGUUUGUCUUCGGAGGAAUUUUGGGUCGGUAG
This is a messenger RNA of Morchella importuna, 303 nucleotides long. RefSeq lists its product as uncharacterized. The coding region runs from base 1 to 303 and encodes 100 amino acids. Gene Ontology annotation, molecular function: protein-arginine omega-N monomethyltransferase activity. The record is from RefSeq and is a predicted model, not a curated record. The transcript has a single exon. Gene Ontology annotation, biological process: peptidyl-arginine methylation. Lineage: Eukaryota; Fungi; Ascomycota; Pezizomycetes; Pezizales; Morchellaceae.